AUGCAAAGACCAAACAUUUCACAGGAUUUGGAGUCUCACAUUUCCAGCAGCACAUCAACAGCUUCAUUUUCCAACUCACCUUACGUUAAUUCAGAGAAACACCCAAUCAAGUCAAAUGUCAAUGGCAAGUCAAGAUGUAAUUUACCUACAAUUCUCUUGCUAUUAUUCAUCCUCACAAGUUUGGUGAUGAUUUUUUAUUUUACAUCCAAGCGAGGAGUUAGAGGAGAAGCUAGAGUAUUCCCUGUCACUUAUCUAGAUGUCGAUUUCACAAAUUCUGAAAAUUUAAAACUCAACCGAGUGAGAGGUCUUUGUAAAAUAUUCUUAUCAACCUAUUAUUUGUUUAAUUAUAAUGAAAAAUCACCUAAUUAUGUUCCACCAACAGUUAUUGGUGCUGACGGUGCUCCUGAAGCAAAAUAUAUAUACGAAACUUACUAUAUCAAGGAAAUUGCUAAUAUUGAUUUGAAAGAUAGUGAGAGAGAUUGGCCUAUUGUGUUUAUUGCUGAAAAGAAUAAGUGGCCACCAAAUGAUUUCAUUCAAAAUAUGUUUACAAAAACACCUGAGGAGGAGAAUAUGGUAGAAAAAUACUACUAUGACAUUAAUGGCUAUAGAGUUAAGAGAAAUUGUGCAUCAGCAAAUGAUAGAAUUUAUUUAAAUAGUGGACUUUACGUUGGAAGAAAACGUGAUAUUCGAAAGGCACUUUCCAUUGGAUUGAAUGUGAAAAGAGGUGAACCAAAGGAAAGAAUUGAAGAUCAAGCGCUAUUCCAAUACAUUUAUGCCACCAAUAAGUAUCCAAUUCUUAUGGAUUGUGAAAAGAAAAUGUUUUACAGUCCAUUCUCAGCUUGUGAUACAAUUGUUAGUGAGGAAGAGAAGAAGUGGUCGUGUUCUAUUCGUGAUGGUCAGGAGGAAACACCAGAUAGUGUUGUCUACGUUCAUUCAAAUGGUGGAUUUUGUUAUUCACUUUGUAAUUGUUUCACUUCAAUGAAACAAAAAGGAAUGUUCAAGAAUUUAAUGGAACAGUAUCAGGACAAGUUGAGUUUCAAGUCGUAUGAUAUUAAUUCUAGAAAAGUGAGAAGUGUUUUGAUGAAAUACGCUUGUGGACACUUUGUUGAUGAAGAUUUCGCUUUGGAUUCAUGUAAUACUCAACCUCCUGCUUAG
This is a messenger RNA of Naegleria gruberi, 1155 nucleotides long. RefSeq lists its product as uncharacterized. Bases 1 to 1155 code for a protein of 384 amino acids. The transcript is spliced from 3 exons. The record is from RefSeq and is a predicted model, not a curated record. Lineage: Eukaryota; Heterolobosea; Eutetramitea; Acrasida; Naegleriidae.